Labeo rohita (rohu) is the source of this 1210-nucleotide messenger RNA. Its product is annotated as calcium homeostasis modulator protein 6-like. The record is from RefSeq and is a predicted model, not a curated record. Lineage: Eukaryota; Metazoa; Chordata; Actinopteri; Cypriniformes; Cyprinidae. Gene Ontology annotation, molecular function: monoatomic cation channel activity. Bases 36 to 776 code for a protein of 246 amino acids. The transcript has 3 exons.
UCCAUUAUCACCUGUACAAGUACUUCAAAAUAGUGAUGGUGUCUGAACGCAAAGCAAAGAAAGAAGUUUUACAGGGAGUGUAUCAGUUUGUGAAAGGAACUGCUACUUUUCCAUUGAGUCUUUUGUUAAUUGGAUUGGAGAAGCUGAUUGAAGUAGAAUUUUUUUCAUGUCCAUGCAGAGUUGAACUGAAUGGACUGCUAACAGCAUCUAUCUUCAUUGGACCUGCUCUUUUUGUUUUUGCUUUGAUGUAUCUUGUUUUUCGGCCUUUUAAACAUAGACUCAGUUGUUAUGGAGAAGCCAAUAAUGAUGCUCAGCAGAACUCAGCACAUAAUGCUCAGGAGGGCAGUCAUAAAACUCCACAGAUCUGUCCUAAAGCUUUUGCAUUUUGUCUGAUUCCUCCUGUCAUGUGGAUCUUCAUCUUGUUACUUGAUGGUGUAUAUGUUGCUUGCAGCAUGACAGACUGGAAGGGAGGUUAUGUGUUUGAUCAGGAUCUCAACAAGUUCUGGUGUAACCCUACUGACAAGAUGCAGAAUGUAACGGAGCUACGAGAUUUGACUCGCAAAUAUAUUUAUCAGUCGCAGUAUGCAGGUUAUGUCUUGAUCUCUGUCUUCAGUGCAUUGACAGUUGCCUUUGUGAGCAUUUACGACUGCUGUAUUAGUAGAAAGUGUGAUGAUUACUGCCCAAAUCAACUGUUAUCCUGCUGCAAACCAACGAGGACACAAAGUGAGGGACAAGCAGUUAUUGCAAAUCCUGUCUUCCUCCAUCCUCCUCAGUGAGCUGUCCUCCUCCAUGAAGACAGCCGUCCUCCUCUGUCCUCCUUUUCUGUAGGCUGAUUAUCAUAUCAGUGCCAUAAUAUCUGCCCUUCAUGUUCAGAAGUUAAAAAGAAAUAAAAAAGGACACACAUUUAAGCUUCAUAGCAUAAACUUUUGGUUUCACUGAUUUUCAUUAGAAAUAAGUUUUCAUUAUGCUUGCUGGUGGAAAUUAUUAUGCUAUAUGUAGAAUGGAGUUAUUACAAUCCAUUUUUCAUGACACUGAUUAUACUUUAGUAAUAAUAACACAUUUUUAAAAAAUAAAAUCUCACUUUAAAUGCAUCAGCAUGUCACAAAUGUGUUUAAACUACAAAUCAAUAUAGCAGGAAAAUAGUUUUUUUAUUUUAUUUUAUUAUUAUUAUUUUUUUUUUGUUAUUGUUUUUCCUAAUGGGUGUAUUAUA